GGGAGCCGCAUGUUAAUGCGCAUUAAAACCGCCUUGCACAAUAAUGCAUCAUCACAUGUCUGUGUGACUGCAUAUCUCUCCAGGCGAGUUUCUCAGAUCCGCAGUAGUGGUCUAAAGCCCUCUAUAUAUCCAGACUUCCGGUUCCAGAGAAAGAUGGUGAGAAAACCAUGCUGUAACAAAGAAAGUGUGAACAAGGGAGCGUGGUCUGCUGAGGAAGAUGAACUCCUAAUUCGCUACAUGAGAACACAUGGAAUAUGCAAAUGGAGAGACAUUCCUCAAGGAGCUGGGUUAAAUCGGUGUGAGAAGAGCUGCAGACUGCGAUGGCGGAAUUAUCUGAGGCCUGAUAUCGUAAGAGGAAACAUUUCUGAUGAUGAAGAAGACCUCAUUAUCAGAUUACACAAGCUUCUUGGAAACAGGUGGUCCCUCAUAGCCGGAAGGUUGCCCGGACGAACAGAUAACGAGAUAAAGAACCACUGGAAUAGUAACUUGAGGAAAAGACUGUUGAAGAAAGCUGCACGCAAUCAAAGUAAGGCUCAUCAUCCCCGUGGUGAACCAAGUAACUACAAUUUAAAAGAAGCCGAGGGUAGCACACACACCAAAGAUAAAAAUAAGGCCGGCCCAUCUAAAAUUACUACCGAUCAGCAUCAAGAACCGAAGAAUUAUUCUGCUACUUUUCUAAUGGAUCUUGAGAUGUACACAAAUGAUCAUGACCCUUUCAUAUCCGACCAGCUAAAAAGUACAGAUAUCGACCAUGAUUUCUACCUAGCAGAAUGGAUCGAUCAAUUAUGUGAAGAUCAUGGUGAUAUGCACCGAGAAGAAUUGGGUACAGCACGUACUUAAUUUUCCGGCCGGGACAUGGAACUCAAAAGCUUGAAGAUUGGAAAUAGGAAACUCGUGAAGCUUUAUUAGGGUCGGAAAAUUGGAGGACUAUCAUCCUCACCAUCAUGACGACUGAAUGAUCAUGAGUAUACAUUAUCCACCUCUAUCAAUCUCUACAUAAACUCAUUCUUCGUUUCUGCAUGCCUUGUAUGGCUGCUACAUAUAUAUGUUGGUUAAUUUUCUUGCUUUUGUUUCUCGCUUUUAAGAGAUAAAAAUCUUGUAAUGAUAAUGUAUGCUUUCCUCAUGAAUAAACGAAAAUUCUAUG
Molecule: messenger RNA, 1144 nt
Organism: Rosa chinensis
Lineage: Eukaryota; Viridiplantae; Streptophyta; Magnoliopsida; Rosales; Rosaceae
Product: transcription factor MYB8
Exons: 3
Coding region: 10-840 (276 amino acids)
Source: RefSeq, a predicted model, not a curated record